Messenger RNA from Acomys russatus (golden spiny mouse), 1209 nucleotides. RefSeq names its product stearoyl-CoA desaturase 4-like. Bases 1 to 1209 code for a protein of 402 amino acids. Gene Ontology annotation, molecular function: palmitoyl-CoA 9-desaturase activity; iron ion binding; stearoyl-CoA 9-desaturase activity. Gene Ontology annotation, cellular component: endoplasmic reticulum membrane. Gene Ontology annotation, biological process: response to fatty acid; unsaturated fatty acid biosynthetic process. Lineage: Eukaryota; Metazoa; Chordata; Mammalia; Rodentia; Muridae. The transcript is spliced from 7 exons. The record is from RefSeq and is a predicted model, not a curated record.
AUGGUCACCACGGGCCAGCUCUACCUGCCCUUUAAAUCUCGAGCCGGGAAAGAGCCACACACAGCAGGACUGAGUGGUGACACCUAUCAGGAUCCAGGCUUCCAAGGAGCCAAGAUGACAGCCCACUUGCCCCAGGAGGCCGGCUUUUCUCCAAGGACCACCCUGCACCCCACAGCACAGGAUCUUUGGCACCAGGUCUCCAGCAGCUCUGGCACUACCACCACCAUAGACCCUCACUCCUGCCCUCAGCAGGGUGGAGAAGACAUCCGCCCUGAAAUGAAGGAAGAUAUACAUGACCCCAGCUACCAGGAUGAGGAGGGGCCCCCGCCCAAGCUGGAGUACGUCUGGAGGAACAUCAUCCUUAUGGCCCUGCUGCACGUGGGAGCCCUGUAUGGGAUCACACUGAUUCCCUCCAGCAAGGCCUACACCUGCCUCUUGGGAUCAAUCUACAAUGUAGUUGCUGCUUUGGGCGUCACAGCCGGGGCUCACCGCCUGUGGAGCCACCGAACUUACAAGGCCAGGCUACCCCUGAGGCUCUUCCUCAUCAUCGCCAACACCAUGGCUUUCCAGAAUGACGUAUACGAAUGGUCCCGAGAUCACCGCGCCCACCACAAGUUCUCAGAGACACACGCCGACCCUCACAACUCCCGGCGUGGCUUCUUCUUCUCUCACGUGGGCUGGCUGCUUGUGCGCAAACACCCGGCUGUCAAAGAGAAGGGCGGACAGCUGGACAUGUCUGACCUGAAAGCCGAGAAGCUGGUGAUGUUCCAGCGGAGGCACUACAAGCUAUCUGUUGUGCUCAUCUGCAUCAUCCUGCCCACACUGGCACCCUGGUACUUUUGGGGUGAAACCUUUUGGCACAGCCUAUACAUCGCUAUGUUCCUGCGGUACAGCGUUUUUCUCAAUUUUACCUGGCUGGUGAACAGUGCUGCCCACCUCUACGGCUACCGGCCAUACGACAGGAACAUUGGUGCCCGAGAGAACCCCUCGGUUUCAGUGGUAUCUUUGGGCGAGGGCUUCCACAACUACCAUCACACCUUCCCCUAUGACUACUCCGCCAGUGAGUACCGCUGGCACAUCAACUUCACCACGUUCUUCAUCGACUGCAUGGCUGCCCUCGGCCUGGCUUAUGACCGGAAGAGAGUGUCCAAAGCCGCCGUCUUAGCUAGGAUGAAAAGAACUGGAGACGGGAACCACAAGAGUGCCUGA